Molecule: messenger RNA, 1725 nt
Organism: Carassius carassius (crucian carp)
Lineage: Eukaryota; Metazoa; Chordata; Actinopteri; Cypriniformes; Cyprinidae
Product: lipase member H-like
Exons: 11
Coding region: 250-1611 (453 amino acids)
Biological process (GO): lipid metabolic process
Molecular function (GO): lipase activity; carboxylic ester hydrolase activity
Source: RefSeq, a predicted model, not a curated record
UCUGCUGGUCCUGCAUGCAGUGCAUCUGUGCCUUCACAGUCCCCUGCUGUCACCGGUUUGAGCUUCGUGUCUGAUCUUGCUGUUCCUCAGCGCAGGAAUGUGACACCUGUAGGCGGAUGUUUGUGGACCUGGUGGGUGGAGCGUAAGUGUGUCAUCUUACUAUUUCCUGAAGUCUUCAGAGGAAUUGUCAGCGACCCUGACAGAAAAAAGCCUCACUGUCAGACAGAAACCUCUCCUCACUCGUCCAACAUGGUCUGCAGGACAUUGUUUUGGAGGCUUGUGUUUGUGACGCUGAUGUUUGAUGCUCACAGAGCUGAGAAGUGUAUGGAGAUGACAGACCUGGACCUGAAGCAUUCUCUGACCGGGACGUCUUUGAAAGUGAGGUUACUGCUCUACACUCGGCUCAAUGUGUCCUGUGGUCAGCUGCUGUCCCACCAAGAGCCCUUCAGCAACCCUGGCUUCAACCUCAGCUCCCCGAGCACCUUCCUCAUCCACGGUUACCGGCCCACCGGCUCGCCCCCCAUCUGGCUCACAAAGUUCGUGCAGCUCCUCCUGGAGCGCCACGACAUGAACGUCAUCGUGGUGGACUGGAACCAUGGAGCCACCAACAUCAACUACUGGAAAGUGGUGGAUAACACACGCAAGGUGGCUGCAAACCUUACAGACCUCAUCCAGAAGAUGAAGGAGAAAGGGGCAGAUCUCGGCUCCAUACACAUGAUUGGUGUCAGUUUAGGGGCCCACAUCUCAGGGUUCACAGGGGCCAAUUUUAACGGCGGCAUUGGCAGGAUAACAGCGCUGGAUCCGGCGGGGCCCCAGUUUAACGGUCGGCCCGUCAGCGAGCGUCUCGACCCGUCUGAUGCACAGUUCGUGGAGGCGCUGCACACAGACAUGGACGCGCUGGGCUAUCGUGAUGUCCUGGGUCACAUCGAUUAUUACGCCAACGGUGGAGCGGAUCAGCCUGGAUGCCCCAGAACCAUCUUUUCAGGCUCGCAGUAUUUCAAGUGUGACCAUCAGAGGUCCGUGUUCCUCUACAUGAGCUCACUGAACGGCUCGUGUCCCAUCACUGCGUACCCCUGUGACUCCUACACACUCUUCCAGGACGGGAAGUGCAUGGACUGUGGGAGGUUCGCUCCGGACGGAUGCCCUGUUUUCGGUUAUGAUGCUGUGCGCUGGAGAAACCGUCUUCUGCAGCUGGGACAAACCAGGACUUACUUCCAAACGAAUAAAGAGUCGCCGUUCUGCAAGUUCGGUUACAAGGUUGAUAUUGUCACAUGGAACCAGAAAACACACUGGGGACAUUUAACCAUUAAACUGAGCGAUGGACAGAAAGAGACGCAAGUUGAGCUCAAUCAUAAGUCCCUGAUGUUUGAGAGGUUUGUGGAGAGCAGCGUUCUGGCUCAGUUUGAGCGAGACGUCCAGUCUGUGAAAGAGAUCACGCUCCGGUUCUGUACGGGGAAAGGACUCCGGCCGCGGACGAAACUACGGCUCCUGAGCAUCCGGCUCACUCCUCUCCAGAACCAGCUCAGGCCUCUGUGUCGCUAUGAUCUUCUGCUGAAGGAAAAUAAAGACGUGACGUUCAGACCGAUUCCCUGUGAAGACUUCAACUUCUGAUCGUCUCUCAGCGCAGCCUUUCAGAAAUGUGAUUUACAGUCUGUUGCUUGAGUCUCUUCGUGAAGACACAGCUACACUUUCUUAGAUUUUAUGUCAUGUAAAUAAAUAUUUUUU